UUACUUAGUUCAUUGAACAUGGUUUUAAGAAGCAAAAUACAGUCGCCUUGGUACAGCCAGCUCGCUCACUUUUAUACAGCGUAAUGCACCAGAUGUUCCUGAACACACAUUAACCUCGUCUCCGCAGAGCAAAUUUUGUUGUUUUCUUGGUGAGAGAGAGAGAGCAAACUGUGCACGGGGAGGGAGCCAGGGAGCUACAGGGAACCAGGACGCCGCUGUGUUGUUAUGCCAAAACACUCAGCUGCGGCUUGUCAUACCCAAGUGUGUAUGACAGCCUGUGUGGUGACAUGGUGGUGUCUGUGGCUGACUGUGGCAGGCAUGGAGGUCUGGGGAGGAGGAGAGGAUGGGGAAAGAGGAGGAAGAGAGGAGAGGUCCCUUCAGCAAAUCCCCUUAGGAACCUCAGGAUUUCCCUUACCUGUGGAUAUUGACCCCAUUCCUUCAGGCCCCAGAGAACAGAUCAACCAAGUGACAUCCUUCAUUGAUGGGUCGGUGAUCUACGGGUCCAGCAAGGAGGAGAGUGACGAGCUGCGUGCCUUCUCUGGCGGCCUCCUCAAGGUGCAGCGCGGCCCGGCAAACACCCAGAUCCUCAUGGCCGACACCAACCAGAUUGACUGCAAGACCUCAGGAAGAUUCAAAGCCAGGUCACGCAAGACUCGGGCAGCAGACGGCCAGCUCAAAGACAUCGAGUCAGGUUCCCCAAACAACGUACUGGAUUUGAUGGAGGUUCUGCCUAACACUGACGUCAGCGAUAUCACGGAAAUUCCUAGCGUGUUUGAGCGUGACGACCAGACACUGCCCUGCGACCACACUUUGCGUUUCCGCACAGCUACAGGGUGGUGCAAUAAUCUUAACUUCCCGUCCUUCGGCAAGUCGUUCAGGGCAAAAAGUCGACUCCUACGUCCUUCUUAUGAAAACGGUCUGUCUAAACCUCGCGUCACUUCAGUCACCGGCAAGCCUCUCCCUUCCCCUCGGCUCAUUUCCACCAACAUGCACAACGAUGUGUCUGCACCGCAUGUCCGCUAUACCCUAAUGGUCAUGCAGUGGGGCCAGUUUAUUGACCAUGAUAUUAUUUUCACCCCCAUCAACAAAGGUUUCCAAGACUCGAUUCUGGAUUGCCGCAGAUGUGACUCUCCCCAGACAGUCCACCCUGAGUGUUUCCCCAUAGCCAUUCCUCAGAACGAUCCAUUUUUCCCUCCUGUCAAUAUAUCAUCUGGCCAGCCAUUCUGCAUCCCCCUGACCCGCUCCAUGCCAGGCCAGCUGACUCUAGAUUACGAUGCAUACUGCAACCCAACAGUGCUCAAUGAAUUUGGCAUAGCCUUCCGCUUUGGCCACUCUCUACUCAAGCCUUCCCUGGAGCGCAUGGACGGAAUAUUUGCCAAGUGCAACCCUCCUGUCAAGCUGAGCGAACACUUCUUCAACCCAGACCUACUCUACCAGCCUGGGAUGCUUGAUGAGAUCAUCCACGGCCUGACUACUGUGUCCAUGGAGACACUGGACCAGUUCUUGACAGAUGAGGUGACCAACCAUCUCUUUGAAGACAAGCGGCAGCCAUUCUCUGGCCUGGACCUGGCUGCCCUCAACAUCCAGCGAGGCAGAGACCAUGGACUGCAGCCUUACAAUGAGUACAGGGCCCUCUGUAACCUGACCAGGGCGAGGUCGUUUGAUGACCUGCACAGGGAGAUAGCGAGGCCGGUGAUCGAGCGAAUGAAACGGACGUACGCACACGUGGAUGACAUAGAUCUGUUCACUGGUGGAUUGAUUGAGACGCCGCUGCACGGUGGACUGGUCGGUCCCACGUUCGGCUGCAUCCUUGGCAUUCAGUUCAGGAACCUCCGCUGCUGUGACCGGUUCUGGUAUGAGAAUGCUGACCCACUUGUGCGCUUCACCGACCCUCAGCUCACUGAAAUAAGAAAGGUGACACUGGCCAAGCUUCUGUGUGACAACUGUGACAAUGUGGAAAGUGAACAGCGGUCUGUCUUUGACCUUCCAGACCCCUUCCUGAACCCCCGAGUGUCAUGUCGCGACCUCCCCGGGGUGAACCUUGAGCUGUGGAAAGAGCGUGUGUCAUGUGGCGUAGGCAAGACUAACAUCGACAUAAGUGGAGCAGAACGGCAUCUCUCCUUGUGUUAUGUGCACCUGUACCAAGGAAGGGCCUGUCUGCCAGAGCCUCAAGAUAGACAACUGCUUCCACCUGGCCCAGUCCUACAGUCCUGAGUCUAUUCUGAAUGACCACGUGUGCAAGGUGCAGUGUGCAUUUGCCUUCCGUGCCUUCCCACAAGUGGCCACUCAGGACUCCAACCAGCUCGGAUUUGCCAACAGUUAAAGAGCUGACGUCACAAGAAAUGGUUAGAGAAUAUUUUGCAAUGUCCAUAUCUUGUGAAGUAUGUUAGGGGUGAGGGAUGCUCUCUCUCUCUCUCUCUCUCUCUCUCUCUCUCUCUCUCUCUCUCUCUCUCUCUCUCUCUCUCUCUCUCUCUGUCUGUCUGUCUGUGUAAGAGGCAAGUUUUGUUUUUGUUCAGCAGAUAUAUGGUAUAUUAUGACAGUAAAUUUGGGGUUGAGUGGUUGUAUUUAGCAAUGUCUCUCUGGAGUAAUGCUGUAAAUUUUUGUGUUUGUUUCUCCCUUGUAUGUAUGUAUGUAUGUUCCUCCUGCUCCUCCUCCUUGGGUUUGUGAAAGACUAUAACAUCUUACAGAAAAAAAAAAAAAAAAGAAAAUUAAGUUGUUUUCAUAAUGCUGCUACUGCUGUUUGUAUGUAUGUAUGUAUCUAUGCAUCUGUGUAUAUGUGUGUGUGUGUGUGUGUGUGUGUGUGUGUGUGUGUGUGUGUGUGUGUGUGUGUGUGUGUGUGUGUGUGUGUGUAUUGAUGGAAACACACACACACACACACACACACACACACACAUGAUUAGGUAGAGAACAGACACAAGAAAAGGUAUAUUCAUUCAAAUCUUGCAAAAUGACCUUAGUAUGGCCCAGAAUACAGGUCAUUUAAGGUCAAGUUGCAUGAAAUUUGGUUAUUUAGUGAGGAAUGUUGGUAUAUGUUGACCUCAGCAAGACCCAGGACACAAGGUCAUUCAAGGUCAGAUGUAUUGCUGUUUUGAAUUCAGCAGAUCCAGAAUGAAAGGUCAUUGAAGGUCAAAUUAUGUUUAUGAAGCUUUUCUAUUUAAUUUAGUGAGAUGUGUGUGUGUGUGUGUGUGUGUGUGUGUGUGUGUGUGUGUGUGUGUGUGUGUGUGUGUGUUCAUGUGUUAUUCAAUAUCAUUCAUCUAUGUCUUUUCAGCUCCUUUUAGCCCUAACUUAUUCAUGUGUGUUCUGUCAAUGGUCUCACUUCAUUGCACCUCCAUUCACUGUGUUAAGAAAGGAAAAGUCUCUUGGUGUGGUAGGAAACUGAAAAUUAUAUUUCUGCGUGCUUAUUUUCUUCUGCUAAGUAAACCUAACUCAUAUUUUAUCCUAGUGUGUGUGUGUGUGUGUGUGUGUGUGUGUGUGUGUGUGUGUGUGUGUGUGUGUGUGUGUGUGUGUGUGUGUGUGUGUAUUGUAUGUUAAUGUAAAUUGUAAUAUGUAUUUUAUUUUUUAUAAAAUAUUGGCUAAA
Messenger RNA from Scylla paramamosain (green mud crab), 3577 nucleotides. RefSeq names its product peroxidasin-like. Gene Ontology annotation, biological process: response to oxidative stress. The transcript has 10 exons. Gene Ontology annotation, molecular function: heme binding; peroxidase activity. NCBI's taxonomy places the organism in Eukaryota, Metazoa, Arthropoda, Malacostraca, Decapoda, Portunidae. The coding region runs from base 226 to 2214 and encodes 662 amino acids. The record is from RefSeq and is a predicted model, not a curated record.